AUGACCAUCAAUCCCACCUAUCUCGCGCAGCGCACGCGCUCCUCUGUCAACUGGACCGACGCCAGGGCCCGUGUCCUCAAGUCCUACAGAGAAUGGCUUAGAGCGUCCCCCGAGAUCCAGACCAUGUACUCCCUGAACAUGCCCGUUUCCGCCAUCCGCACCAAGGUCCGCCAGGAGUUCGAGAAGCACCGCUACGUGAAGCAACUCGGUGCUGUCGAUGUCCUGCUGUUCCAGAGCCACUCUGAGUUCCAGGAAACUCUUAACUACUGGAAGCAGCUUUCUCAUGUGAUGAAGUACUUCCGUCCAGAGGAAGACCCCGGUGCCCGCCUACCUCCUAACUUCAUCUCGGGCUUCUUGGAAGGCCGCAAUUGA
Molecule: messenger RNA, 372 nt
Organism: Aspergillus bombycis
Lineage: Eukaryota; Fungi; Ascomycota; Eurotiomycetes; Eurotiales; Aspergillaceae
Product: putative NADH-ubiquinone oxidoreductase B14 subunit
Exons: 4
Coding region: 1-372 (123 amino acids)
Biological process (GO): response to oxidative stress
Source: RefSeq, a predicted model, not a curated record